CAGAGCAGAGCGGGGUGCGUAUUUGCCGUCGAGUGCCGCCUUCCUGCUCCCCGACAAGACGGCGACGGAGCGCGGCGUGUGAAGUGCGCCCGAGGUGUUCGCGGAAUUGCCAGACCGACGCGCUGCGGCGUGGAAAUGGAAUGGAAGGCCAUGGGGCGGAAGAUUCGUUCUUCCUCUCUGCACUGUAGCCUUGACUUGAGUACUCGUCUCUACUCUAUGAGACGAGCAUCGGAGGAGCAACGGUCAACUACGCAAGAAUUCGGUCCAAGAAGUCAUGCGCAUCCAAGGUGCAGGUACGAGCAGUCCCCCUCACCUUCCGUGUAGUUUCGUGGAGACCAUCUCACCUUCCUUGCUCUGCCGCGUUUCUGGCAGGCACGGGCGCCCCCCAUCCCCAUCCCCACGCGUUGCUCUGCUCUCUGCUUUAUCAGGGAAAUUUUACAGGCAACAAUUCUCCCCGAAAGGCUGAAACUUGUGCAGGUACUACUUGACUGGCUGGCUGGCUGGCUGGCUGGCUGGCUUGCUGGUGUCUGCCAUGGCGCUGUGGACUGGGCUGGGUCAGGCGGCAACGGUGGCGCAGCUGGUCGGCGCCGACAUCGGCGGGCUCAUCUCCACGAUCAUGCAGGCUGCGCUGACGGCUCGCCAGAACAAGAGGGAGUGCGAGCAGCUCGCGCGCCGGGUCCUCAUGAUCGCGGAGCUGAUGCCGCACCUGCAGUUGCAGGAUCCGGAGGCCGUGCGACCGCUGGCCGGGUUGGGCGAUACGCUCCGGGACGCGCACGAGCUUGUGGUGUCCUGUCAGGGGAAGAGCGUGGCUUAUCAACUUAUUAUGUCUGGGAGGCAGGCCGACAGGUUCAGGGAGGUCCAGAGCAGGAUCGACUCCUACCUCAUCCUCUUCCCCGUGAUCAGCUACAUCGGCGUAACCCGGCAACUCAACCGAAUCUACAACGUCCUUGUUCCAGAUCAUGCCACACACCGUGAACCGUCUCCACUCUUCCAGUCGACUCUGGUGCAGCAAUCUGAACAGGUAGCCCAGGAGGUACUACCACAUGAAGCCGAGGAGUUCAGGUUGCCAGAGAUAGUAGCGGCCACCAAUAACUUCGCCCUAGACACCAAGAUCGGUGAAGGUAGCUCUGCAGUGGUGUACAAGGGCAGACUUCAAGAUGGCCGGAGGGUGGCUGUCAAGCGUGGCAAGCACCAAAAGGAGGUAUUCUUCAAGAUAGAGGAGGUAUUCCGCACGGAGCUUGCCAUUCUUUCACGUAUCCGCCACAAGCACAUCAUCCACCUCGUUGGCUGGUGCGUACAGAAGGAGAUGGAUAAGCACCUGCUAUCGUUCCGAAGAAAGAAGCAGGAUCAGGAGCACCUGAUCGUGUAUGAGUACUUGGAGAACGGCACGCUCCACGACCACCUGCACCGCCAAUCCUCCUCGCCGGUGACGCUAUCCUGGAAGAUGCGCAUCGAUGUGCUCCUGGGCGUGUCACGCGCCAUCGAGCACCUGCACUGCCAUGCCGUGCCGCCUGUCAUCCAUCGCGACAUCAAGUCAGAAAACAUCCUUCUUGACUCAAGCUGGGUUCCAUGUCUGACGGACUUCGGUUUGUCCAUCACUUGGCAUGCAGCGAACGAAGAUGAGGUCUUCACCGUCGUAGGCACAACAGGGUAUUUAGACCCACAGUAUGCUCUAUACGGCCAUCUGGAGCCGGCGAGCGACAUUUACGGCUUGGGUUUUGUGAUUCUCGAGGUACUGACAGGGAAGAAGGUAAUUACUGAAGGUUGGAUGGACUUGGUGUCCUUCGCGCUCCCCAUCAUUGAGGCCGGCGAUCUUGGGGAGUUGCUGGACAGACGCCCUGUGCCAGAGCCAACGCCGCAGCAGCUCAAGGCGCUAGAGCAUGUGGCGCAGACAGCAGCAUGCUGCGUGCAGAUGCAGGGGAAGGACCGGCCAGCCAUAUCAGACGUCGCUGCCAGUCUUGAGAAGGCGCUGGAGUACAUCACCCUUUCCACCACUUUGGCUGGUGUGGUUUCCUUGCCUGUGCACUUCCACAGCUCUCGUCCAUGUCCUCGUUUAUGUCCUGAGCCAGCUGAGAGCCAAUGCGAUAAACGGGAAGCGUCAGAAGGGGUGCUAUCAGAUUCAGACAUCCCUGAACCAAGAUAGUGCAAAAGACAUGAAGAUUUAUUAAGGCGACUAUUUGAGCAUCAGUGGAGGUUGGAAAUGUGUGAGUGUGAUGAAUCAAAAAAAAACAUUCAGGAAUGAGUGUCAUUCAUCAAGAUUGGUCAGUCAUGAUGCUGAGGUAAUAUGAAUCUCCUCAGCUCUCACUAAGUGCACUGUAAGUAGCUAUGCAUCAGGCUGUUAUGCUCAAUACAUCCUGCUGUCCUAUUCCAAAUUCCAACUUUGAAGACAAUAUUACAGGUGUGUGAACCCUGUAAUGUGGUGUAUAUCAUCUCUUCAAUCUUAAAAAGUCUUUAUAAUCAUGUGUAUACAUACUUCGGCAUGCUUCGAUGUUGAAGUCUUGAUAAUCAUACCUAAUCUCUUGGAUUA
Messenger RNA from Brachypodium distachyon (stiff brome), 2527 nucleotides. RefSeq names its product putative serine/threonine-protein kinase-like protein CCR3. The transcript is spliced from 2 exons. The coding region runs from base 533 to 2143 and encodes 536 amino acids. Gene Ontology annotation, biological process: protein phosphorylation; cell surface receptor signaling pathway. NCBI's taxonomy places the organism in Eukaryota, Viridiplantae, Streptophyta, Magnoliopsida, Poales, Poaceae. The record is from RefSeq and is a predicted model, not a curated record. Gene Ontology annotation, molecular function: protein serine/threonine kinase activity; ATP binding.